CUGUGUAUUGAAUGUAAGGGGCAUUUAUGUACACAAUACGAUAUAGAGGCCAUCUUUUACGAAAAAAAACUUUGUGUUGUUUUGUGCAUAAAAAUCGGCCUGAUGAAUUCAUUCACAUGGAUAAGUUAUUUAUUUAUAUAUUUGCCGUUUGGACGGUGACACAUUGGGUCCCAGUAAUACGGGGGGUCGAGGCAGGGGACCUAAAAAUUGGUUUGGCAUUACGCCAGGGGCAACCUGCUAAAGUCAUUGCUCAGAAGAACGGGGAACUUGUGCUCAAUUGCUCUGUAGAACAUGAUACGGACCUUGGUGUUCUGACCCUGAACUGGACGAAAGAUGAUGCCCCAGUCGAGUUCGACCGCCGGGUUCAGAAGCUGCAAAAUGGUUCCUUGUUUAUAAGGCGAAUAAUUCAUCGUCCGAAAAAGAACUGGACGGAUGAAGGCCGAUACAAAUGUUUUGGAACAAUACAGAAGGGGAAUGAAAGAGUUGGACGGGUCAUCGCUCGUGAUGUUCACGUGCAAGUUGCAGGGAUGGAAAGAAAGUUUACUAUAGAGCCACAGCCACAGACUGUGCCUAAAGGCGGUGUUGCCAGGUUCCAGUGUAAAAUUCAGGCGAUUCCACCUGCCAUGUACGAAUGGCAACGCGACAAAACUGUUCUACCUCAAAAUGAUAGGUAUUUAGUAUUAAACUCAGGUAUAUUACAAAUCACGGGUGUCACAGAAUCAGAUGCGGGUCUUUAUCGAUGUUAUGCUACUCAGGGUUUACUGCACGAGUUGCCAGGUCAUGAUAUAGAAGUAAAAUACAGCGAAGAAGCACCAUUAAUUGUUGUCACAGAUCCUGUUGGAAAGGAGGUGAAAGUUUUCUCAAGUACAAAGAAUACUACAGCUCUUGUACGAGCACCGGCUCUUCUCGAAUGUCUCGUUCAAGGGUUUACGGGUCGGGUUGAAUGGCGGAGAGGUGACGACAAGCAAUUGAUACAGGCAAGCAGUCGUAUAGAACAAAUUGGGAACAAUCUGCGCUUUGUCGAGACUGAAUUAUCAGACAGCGGAAAGUACGAAUGUGUCGCUGGAAAUGUCAGAGCGCCAAUGACACUUAAUAUCAUAAAAAAGCCUGUCAUUAUGGAGAUAAGUCCAGGCCAGAGAUUUCCGAGAGCGCAGUGGAUAUACUUGGAUUGUCGCGCUGAUGGUCACCCUAAACCAACUAUUAGCUGGUUAAAAGAUGGCGUCAAGCUCGACUUUGAUCCAAAAUAUAAUUACAGGAAACCAAAAGAAAACCAAUUAGCGAUCACACUGAGCCAGCCAGACAACUCUGGAUACUAUCAGUGUUUGGCCAGUAAUGAGGCAGGAUCUGUAUCCGCUCUUACAAGGGUGCAAGUUUUUGAACAAGCGGAUUCACCAAAAAAGCCGACAAACUUGACAGCUGUGGAAGUGACUAGUACCUCCAUUUUGUUGACCUGGCAACCUGCUAAAGCCGCAAAGAAUUCUAGAAUUCUGGCAUAUUCUGUUCAUUAUAGAAGAGAUGGUGGUCCAAGAGAAGAAGUUGUGACACCAGUAACAGAAAUUUACCUAGAAGGGCUUAUACCAUUUUCUGAGUACAUAAUCUACGUCUCUGCGUAUUCCAGCACAGCAGGUCCCCCUUCAGAAAACCUCAUCGUUAAGACAUUAGAAGAUAGACCUAGUAGGCCACCCGUCAUCACAUUGGAACCUCAGGUUAGGGCUGUACAGGUGAAGUGGGAACCCCUUCCACAUAAAUACCAGAAUGGUAUAAUCUCACAGCACAAAAUUUACGUGCGCCAGAGAGGUGCCCCGACCACAGAGAGGAUCGAAACAGGAAUCAGUGGAACAGCUACUUCGUACUUAAUCACAGGUCUUGAAUCAGAGACCGAGUAUGAGUUGCGUAUGUUGGCAGGAACGUCGGUCGGCUACAGGGAGACCUUCACAGAGGAGCAAUGGCCGUGGGUGUCUGUGACAACACUCAGCAAUUCCUAUGUACUUGCCCCAAACGUGCAGAUCACACCUGUCAACAGCUCGGCUAUCAACGUAACAUGGACGUAUGCAGAUGCAUACUCUAUCAAACAGUUUAUUGUUCAGUUACAGAAGAUACCCGCUGGGGAAAUACUGAAGAAGGAAACCCUACAAGCUCAAUACAGGCAUACAGUAUUUGCACAACUUGAUGAGACUGCCUAUUAUGAGGUUAAGGUGAUUGUACAGACAUUAGAUGGCCUGAAGUCAGAAGCAGUUGAGGAAUUCAGUUCGUUAAACGUGAAAAAGCCUGCUGGUCCAGAAUACCUGAAAGUGAUAACGAAAUCAUCUGAUAGCAUCAGUGUAGAGUGGGAGGAGCCAGUAUCUGAUAUUGAAAUUAUGUAUUUUACUGUAAGAUAUAGGCAGACUGUAACAACAAACUACAAAUUUGUUAACAGUGACACUAACAGUGCGAUGUUGGAGAAUCUGAAGCCGUACACGGAAUAUGAGGUAUCAGUACGCGCCAAUGGCGAAAAACUAGUCAGUCAGUACAGCGAGAAAAUCACAGUCUACACGGAAUCUGGACUGCCUUCGGAACCGCUGAGUGUACAGAUACAAACUGUCAAGCCGGGAAAAGUUCGUGUAAACUGGCAGCCACCGGCACAGCCGAAUGGUCAGAUUAAAUCGUACACAAUCUUGUACACAAGCAUGCCCAGUGAAACUGAUGAUUUAUGGAUUCGGGUCGAGAAAAACGGCUCAGAAAAUACAGCCCAGAUAACCAUUACGGACAUUUCUGGACAGCUGUACUAUUUCAAACUGCAUGCAAACACUGACCUUGGACCGGGAAAGACCACUCAGCAUUUCUCGGUUGAUCCAUCAAUACCCGUAACAACUGGAAAGAGUGAAGACAACAAGCCUGAGGACCAGAAGCUAGGUAUUAUAAUUGGUAUCAGCAUCGGAGUAUUCUGUAUCAUCAUCUGCAUAAUCAUCAUUUUACUGCGUCAAAGGUGUUUUGGAAAUAACAGCAAUCCACAACCGCAAACACAGCCAGCUCGUUUCCACGGCAAUGGACAUAUCCCAGGCAAUGGAAACGGCCAUGCUGUACAUAUGCAUGAAAGUGAAGCAAUGGUGGGCGGAGUAAUGGAAAUGGAUGCUUAUACUCCAAUGCUGCAUCAUCUCCCAGAGAAUGAACAUUCAGACUCAAAGGGAGGUGGAGAUAGUAAUGUUAUACUGACACCAAACGGUGCCAAGCUGAACGGGUUCGCAUUGAGACAGAACGGUCUUGUGAAUGGACAAAUUCAGAACGGUCAUAUGACCUCAUUUCUGGCUAGUCAGUACAAGGAUCCAGAGGAGAAACGUGGUCUAAUAGCUGCCAUGUUGGCGGGAAGUCACGAGCCAUGUAUGAUGGCAAACGUAGCUGAGGAAAGCUUCAGCACGAGUCGGUACGAGGACCUUGGUUCACUAGACAACAUUGACAUGGGUAGCUCUGAAGAUGUUAUUCAUAAAACAUCUGGAAAGGAGUUGGAGAACAGUGGUGAUGAUAGCGGGGAAGGCAGCUUGACCGCUAGUAAUAGAACAUCUUCGGAAUAUGGGAGUUCUAUUCCUAGGUCAGAUACAACCGAUACUGGUGAUACAGUGGUGCAUUGUGGGUCAUCAUCCCGGCAUGAUACGGGAAUUGGUGGUGAGCUGUAUACCAGUGUGAAAGACAGAAAUGACUUGCCAAUCGAUAUACCUCAGUCCUCGACAACGUGCGAGGACACAUGUCAUGAUGGCGGGACAUCGUUAAAUGUUCAGGAAUCGCGUGCAGUUUCGGGUUCAGUUUUACCUCAUGAUGGUGAAGAUACGGUUAUGUACUCACCACCAACCAUUGCUACCUCAAAUUCACUUUCUCAGGCUAUCAGAAAGACUGACAAUUCAGGGGCUGGUGAACCUCGCCGUGCCACUCGCAACGCGAGUGACGUGGCUGCGCCUCAGGUCAUUUGUAAUGGAUCCUCACCAGAAUUAAGUGCACAGUCAGAGAGGCGUCGACACCCUGCUACGAGCAAUGGUGUUCCGCCUCAAAUGUACACGCCAAGUGUGGUAAACGGAUAUCCCAGCAGUACUAACGGGAUACCACCGCAAAUGAACACUGCGAAUAGUAUGGUCAGUCGCCGACCUCAGGGACAAAUUAUUGGACUCAGUUCGGCAGAAAACAAUCCCAAUCAAUCUCGGACCUCAAACGAGGCAGACUUUUAUGUUGAUUCGACACCUCAGGAGACUAGGCGGUCGGCAAAAGUCGACUCGUCACCUCGUAACGGUCAUUUUCAAAUCUAACUCUGGAAUAUCACAGAUUCAAAUAACAGACCUCGGAUAAUUGCACAAAUUCAGUUUUAUUGAACAAAAAUGUUCUUAUUUUCGUUGCCGCGUUUACCUCUUGUUGCCGUUACCUCAUUAUAUACACAUAGACCUGGACAGUUGUGCUUAUUGCAAGGAAUGUGACAUUGAGCUCUCUUAUAUUCAGUAACUGUUAUGCGGGUACUUUUAGAUAAUGUGUUUUCUUUUUUUAAUUUAGUGUAUUGCACAUUAUAACUAUAUUGUAUCAGAUGGAUUUUUUUUUUCACAAAAUAUGUGCGACAUUUAUAUAUAACACAAGCAUCUGAAGUGCUAGAAAUAUGUUUUUAAAGUGCAGAAAUGGACUGCAUAAGUGUAUUAUUAAGCCCAGUGUUUUAUUAAUAUGUAUAUUGUUAUUGAAGAUGGUUUGUUUAAUUGUUCUACAUGUCAAUUACGGUACAGAUUUCGACAUCGUUUACGGUACAGAUUUUGACAUUUUUUGCAUGUAACUUGUUUAACUUUGAAGGGCAAUUAAUCAUGUGGCAGAGGGUCUAUGAAGUAAUUAAUCAAGUAUGUUUGGAAUAGUUACGUUUCUGUGAAUGAGACAUCUUGUUGAAUCGUUAAAAAUGCCAAAUCUGCAUUUUUGGCAAUUUCAGAAAGAAAAAAAAAUUAAAAUGAUUAAACCUAAGAAUUUAUACAGCAUAUCUCUAGGAAAUGACAAAUAUAAGGUAAUGAUUUUAUUAAAUUAAGACUACCAUCGAUGGAAAAAAGAACUUGUAAAGAAUCAAACUUAUUUAAAAUUCAGCUUUGGUAUUUUGAAUAUACAUUGUAUUUAAAGACUGCAGAAUUAAUGGCAGCUAUGUAGAUUGUUGCUUUUUUUGAUAAAAAAAGAAAUAGUGUCAAAUUUUGUGUAGGUUUGUCAAUGUGAAUGUAGGUCAUGGAUACGUCAUGAAGAAUACUGCCUGACCGAAGAUGUGUAGAAUAAUUAAAUGAAUGCUAUAUGCUGUGUGUUCUGUGUUACGCGAGUUUUGGUACUUGUUAAGUAUUUAAAUAUGUUGAUAUUAUUUUCUCCCCAUUAAGAUAUUUGGAUUCAUACACGAGAUGAACGAAAUAUAAAACAUCGCAAGGUGUUGAUCGGCCCAUGUACAUUAACCCUUGUCCUGCUGAGUUUCUAUAAUGAACUUGUCGAUGUUUCAAUGUGGACUGUACCUUUAAUUGUUAAAAAGGAUACUUACCAAAAUGAUACUGACUGAAAGGCGAACCGAGCAGACCAUGAUGAGCCUGCACAGAUGUGCAGUCUGAUCUUGGUCUGCUCUGGUCGUAAAGGCAGAAUCAUUGCUGCCAGCAAGCUAAGGGUUUAUGUAAAUCAUAAGCGUAGAAACAUUGCAUGAGAAAAGAUUCUAAAGGACUUGAAAGUCGUUAAUUAUGAAAGUGUUUACUUGCAAAUUGUAAAGGUUUUAUUAAAAAGUCUGAAAAAUAUCUGGGAUAGUGGUUGCUGCGAGACAUGUUACAUGGCUGAUCAACUCCUUGCAUCAAGAAUGAUCAAAUAUUAAAUAGGGGAGAGAACUCUGGAGAUGAUUCUUCGAAUUUUUGUGCAUUGGUUGUCAUGGUUACAGAAAAAGUUUUUGCUUAGAGAGUAUCAUCGAAAAAUGAACAGUAAGCUAAGAAAGCAAAAGUUGUGUUGUUGGGGGAAAAAAUCCUGUUUUUUUGUUGUUGUUUUUUUACAGAAAUUUCAUUAAUUCUAUCUUGAUGUACAAUGCAAAUCUUAAGAUGUGAUGUUAAGUUACAGGCAAAGGAAAAAUCUAAGUACCUGAAUUUUUGAAGCAAACUGUUUCAUUAAUACUGACUAAAAAAUCCUCUGCAGGAAAAAUUUUGUGUUUGAGGAUUCUAAAAAUGUAAUUUUGAAUGGCUUCGGGUGUUAAAGUGACAACUGAUGCACAGGGGGGAGGAGAGUUAUUUUUAGAAUAAUCUGAAACCGGUGGAACUUCUGUUUUUUAGAUACAUUUAAUCAAGGUUACAUUUUUUUGAACUUUUUAUGAUAAAACUGCUCAAAGGCACUGUUCUUAGAUCACUUAUGGGAAUCAUAUGAAAAGUUUAGUCUCUGCACCAAACACAGUUAAUCGGAAAUUGUGACCUAGUUAAUAAUCUCUAAACAGAAGGCAUUUUGCUAGAUAGUUCACCAUAAAUAAUCUCUAAACAAAAAAGUAAAUUUGUUUGUAAGGCAAUACACCAAAUUCUGAAGGAAAUGUAUUUUAGUAAGUUCUAAAAAUAAUUGCUAUAUUAAGUUCUGAAAUAAAUGCUUAAAAGUUACUAUUAUAUAUCUAAAGACUGUUACAAUAGGCUUAGUAUGUAUAUAUAUGUAUAUAUAUAUAUAUCAAUAAUUAAUAACUCUUUUAUUAUCUGAAAUUAAACACUUAGGUUUGCUCUACAAGUACAUAUUGUGCAACCUCUAUGGGGUGUACGCCACCAGUAGAGCUAAAAUACAUUUGUUCUUUGGUCUGCUAUGCUCUAUGAUUUUUUCUAAUUAGUUUAGAGACUAUUUUUAGUAUGAGGUAGUUUUUGGUUUAGAGACUAUGUUUAGAAACUAUUUUUAGAAUGAGAUAAUUUUUGAUGUAGAGACUACUUUUUUGUGAUUCCCUACACUGUAUAUGUUCAUUUAUAUUAACAUUUUUAAUGGAACACAGUUUCUCUGAUAUGAAACUUGAAUGAAAAUCUCGGUGUUUUUUUUUUUUUUAAGAUAUACAAAUUAAUUAUUAAGGUUUUGAUUUUAAAAUUUACACUUGAGACCUUGAAUUCACCCCUUUUCUUUGAUUGCGUUGUGAUUUUUUUUUACAUGAAUAAACUUUGAGCAUUUUUAACAAUUAUCUUACCAUGAUCUGACUAUGAAAUUUUAUGCAUUUAUACUGUUUUAAAAGAUCUAUAUUUUAAAUACUUACCUUUAGUUUAAAACAAGUUUUAGAACGAGUUUACAUUAUAAUGGCGGGUCCUGUUUAUUUUGAUAAGUCACUAAUUUAAAUUACUGAGGUCUUGGAGUAGAAGUAUUCUGUAUUGACUUUUUUGUUUAUUUUACGAAAUGAGAUGGUGUAGUUUUGCUCUUUAAGACCUCACUAAGGCAGAUUUACCUCCUCUUUUUAACCUACAUUUAUUAUAUAUACCAUAUGGAUGCUGUUUUUCUGUUAAGCAAUCAUAUUAUAUAACAUGUAUGACUUGAUUUCUGUCCUACAAUUUUUUUUUCUCGAAAUAUCAAGUGAAGAUUUAAGGAAUCUUAAUUUUAGAUUGAGUUCUUGGUGAAGUUAUUUCAGGAAUGGAUCCAAAAUUUCUGUCUGUGGAAUCGCAUCACCAAUGUUACUAUAUAUAGAAAACAUUCUGCCAAAAUCCUUCGGUAGGCAUUAUAUAUUUAACUCGAAAAGAGAUAUUUUACAUGUUUUUUUCACAUUUGGGCAUUGCCCAAUUUAUACUUAAUGGAUUGAACUACAUCACAAUUAAAAGUACCUUACAGUCCCAAAAAGAGCAGUACAAGGACAUAGCAAAAAUUUGAAUGCUAGACUUAAAAAAUGAUGCUGUUUUUACAAUUUGUUAAAGAUAUUUUGCCCAAUAUUUCCAUGCUUAUUUAUUCUAGGGGCUGCAGAGAAGCAGUUAACUUCAUUUGAAAUCUGUAAGUGUGAAAAAAGUGUCUGCAAGGUGCUUUUUUUUAGUGUGACCAAAGUUCAUUUUGUAAGUAUUUAGCAUAUGCACCCCAAGGGAUCGGUACCUGGGAGUUACCCAUGGGAUCAGUACCUGGGAGGAAUUCAGUGUAUUUCUACCUCACUUGUCGCAACUCGUUCCGACUUAACUCAGGGAGGGAAGCAUUUCAAAAGGAGCGAGAUAGGUGGCAUUUUUUUUUUUCACAGAGCUUUUCGCCCCCUUUUAAACAGGGCAGAUGUAGCCCUGUUUUUCAUCAGGGCGACAUUAAAUAAACCCCAUUUUUACCAGGGCGGUACAAUGGGGAUUAGUCUUUUAAAAUGUCAACACUGCAUGUAUUACAUAGAUAGAAGAAAAGAAUUAAAUUAGAUGUUUUAUGACCUUUUUGUGACCUUUUUAUAUAUAACAGAAAUAUUAGCAUGAUUAUGAACAUGUCCGUCUUGGAAAGCUCAUUCAGUUAGAGAAUCUGAUUUGCAGUCCAGGUGUUGAACUGUAAAUCUUGUGAAGAAAAGUUCUCAGUAAGAAGUUUACCCGGGCCAAAGGUUAUGAAAAUGAAUUUAAAGACCAGUUUAAUAACCUAGCAUCUGAUCAGAUGAUUGUUAACUGAUUCUUGAAAUUGACCAAUGACAGAGCUCUAUUGUUAGACUGGUCCCCAAACUCGGCUUCUGAUUGGUUGUGGUUUUUUUUUAGCACAGGUUCGAAAUUGACCAAUGGGAAUACUGCAUUCUCUAGCUGGUUCCAAGCCUCAGUUUACUAACAGCUGAGUCAGAAUUAUUAGGUUUAGUAAUCAAGGGAACAUAGUCAGAUAUGCAGAUUGCUGUUCAUGAACUAAAGUAGUUAAAAGAUGUCUUCAUACCCAAAAAUGUAAGUGGGCAAAUUCUUUUUCGGAUAGGUACCCUUUUUCGGAUGCAUCUCAUCUGGUUAGCUCUUCGAAGGAGGGACUUCAUUUCUCAAACUUCAUUUUACUCUCUGCUGAUUGCAGAAUAUACAUAGAAUUAUCUAAAAAUUAUCUGAACUAUUUAUAUGUAUGGCAAACCGGAAAAAAAUGCAUUUUAAUAAAACUUCAUUAUUUUGUAAAUAAAUAUGUUAUCAUUGACUUUUUUGUGAGUUUUUUUUUUUUCAAACCAUUUCAGGGAAAGUCCUUAGUUGUAUCAUGAAUGUGUCAAUUUGUUGUUCCUUUAUAAUUUUAAUGAAGAAAUCAAGAUUUUGUCAGAAAUCUUCAUUGUUCAACAAGUAUUCUGGUAUAUGUGCUAUCUUGUUAUGGGGGGAAAAUAAGCCUGCUCGUUUUUUCUCUUAAAUUGUUGCCAGUUUGCUACUCUCAGUAUUUUCCGGAUUUUAAAAUUCAUGGCCAUAAAAACUACUUUAUAUUUUCGCUUAAAAGAAGCAUUAUUAGGAGUCAUUUUUCCAGUUCAGAGAGUGGAGAGCAUUUCAAGCGUGUACUACAAGAAAAUUAAAAGAAAAAGAAACCCUAGAUUGCAUGCCCGGCGUCCUAUAAGCAAGUGCGUCUUAUAAGUGAAAAUAUAUGGUAAAAGAAUAUUAAAUGCUAAAAACAGCGUUCAUUUGACAUUUAGACAAUAUUACGCUUAUAAAAGAUUCUUCUCAAUGUUUAUUUAGACUUCAAGGGCAGACACUUUUUCAGUUUGGUAUUUUUUGUUCUUUUUGAUAAUCGGUUAGAAAUUUUUACUGAAGUUAUUGGUAAUAGCACUUCCUGAAACUUACAGAAGUAUGAAAGGUUAUUAAACAAGAUUUCCUGGUAACUAUAGGGUUGUUUUUUUUUCCUAGGGCUGUUAAAACCAAUUAUGUUUAGUAGACAGUAUGUCAGACCAUGUGUACAUUGGGAUAAUACUGAUAUAUUUCAUACCAUUCCUAAAGUCAAGGUGAAUUUAUUUUUUAUUUUUUUGCUAUAUUUGUUCAUUGUGCAUACUUGCGUAUGGUAAAUUCUGUGUAGGGUAAAGUACCAAUAUAUUUUUGAUUCGGAAAUUAAGAAGCGAAGCACCUCCAUUUGACACUAAUAUAUUACCUCCCCCUUGCCCAGAUUGGCACAUACUGUAAGGAUUCUUUCAUGUGAGGAAGUUGUGGGACGGCUGUGGUUUUAGCUUUUGUUUGAUCUACCUUUUCUGCAACAAGGUUAAUCCCCUAAUUUUUCACUUUGAAUAGAAGACAGUGCAACUGAUAUUAUUCGUCAUUGUAAAAAGCUCGGAGGCCUUUAAUAUGAACAUUUUGGAUUUUCAAAUUAUGUUAAUUAGUUUUGAAUUUAUGUUUUUGACGGAAGGUCCUUGGUUCUACCCAGGUGACCGCUCGUGAUGAAAUAAUGCACUGAGGGGCAUUCGGGGUCUUCCGCCACCAUCAAAGCUGGAAAGUCGCCAUAAUGACCUAUAAUUGUGUCUGUGCAAAGUUAAACCCAACAAAAUAAAUAAUUUUGAUUUUGGUAUUUUCUGUUAUAAAUUUCAGUCUGUUAUGACACAGAAAAUUUAAAAAGAAGUGAAUUUGGACUAUAUUUUUGAAGGGAUUACCGGUACUAUAAAAUUUUAGAACAUCUAUUUUAGCAUUAUAUUAGCAUUUCAAUGCAUAUAACUUGUGAAAUAUCUGAAUUUUCUUUUUGCAUGUUUUUAAUUUUGUCCAAUUUAAAAGGUCAUAGUUUAUAUCAAGGUCUCACAAAAUUAAACCAUCUUUCCCAAAAAACAAAACAAAACAAGGAAAACAAAUCAGCAAACCCUGUAACUGAUAUGGUUGAUCAAACAGUAAAAAUAAUAUUUGAGGGGGUUAGGGGAGGGGGGUCAUCCAUAUUUCGGGGUUUGCUUCUGCUACUACUAUUUCGGAUAGUCCCUGUAUGAAUAAACAAGAAUUGGCAUCAAUAAGACAGACAACCCGCAACAGAAAAUGGCAGUUUUAUUAAUGUACGAUGUGUCAGAUUUAUCAGAUGGUGUACUAUUAUAUCAUUGAAUGACAGCCCUAGGGUGUUUUUUUUUCUUUCUUGUAGUUGUAAAACAUUAAAGCAUCUUUGUGUUUGUGUAUAAGUAUCAUAUAGUUUUUAUAAAUCAUUCAAUACCUACCUCUAAUACUGUUUAUUCAUUUAAGUAUAUGGAUUAGCGUAAUGUGUACUCUGCAUUCAGAAAAUGUGCAUUCUUUCUAAGAUCUGAUUCCUUUCAGAUGCAAAUUUUUUUUUUCUGUAUUAUGGUACUUACUGAGCGCACCAUUACUUUAACAUACAUGAUAGAAUUUGAUUGAGGGAAAAAACUUAUUUAGGUGUGUAUGGAGCACGCCUAUAUACUCGGUUCCAAAAGAAAGUGUGCACUUUUUAAGUUUAAAUAUUUAAAAAAAAUUCCCCGACGUUUUUGUUUCAUUUUUUCAUACACUAACUCUCAGGUUUAACUCAGUAUCUAAAAUGCACACCAAUUUGUUUACGAACUGAUUUAAAUUUUGGUACCAAACAUAAGUUUCCAUGAAAAUAACCGAGAAAAAAUAACAGAAAACUAAGUGCACACUUUCUUUUGGAACUGAGUGUAUAUAUCAAAAAUACUUUUUUUUUCUUUCUUUUUAUUUGAAAUCUGAAAAAAAAAAUCUUUUUAAACACCUGACUAGAAAUUGAAAUUGACCCAUAAUGCAAUGCCAUUUGAUUUGUGACUGGGUGAUAUGAAAAUAUAUCUCAGAAUAUACUGGUUUUAUGCAAUAUGUUCACCACGCCCAUUUUCUCUAUAUUUACUGUAAAUGAGUCGAUGAAUAAUUUUCCUUAGAAUUAGAGGUUUAAGAAUUUCAUAAUUGUCAAUUGUUAUUUAUACGGUAAUUGAUUCCCUGAAGCCUGAUUUCGUUAGGAUUUCUUAUAUACCUUUUACGGUAAUGAAAUAUUAAUUAUACAUGUCAUAUAUAGAAACUUAAUUUUCAGAUGUUUUCAUUAUCCAUGUCUUAGAAUAUAGAAUAAAGCUAGAAAAUGUAUUCAUAAUGUUUUAUUUAAAUAAAACCGGUGUUUUAUUAGUUACUGAAAUUUUUUUUUAUUAAGCAUAUAUUUUUCUAUGAUGUACCAUUUCUUAAUGUGACAAUACUGUGAGGAAAAAAAAAUCUAACAUGUUUUUACAUCAUUCUGUGGAAACGAAAUUAAUAUUCUUGUAUAAACUAGUGACUACAGUAUUUAAAGAAUGUAAUGUCAGGUUUUAUUAAAGUGAUGCCAAAAUGAAGUUUUAUGUCAUUUUUAACUGUAAUAACUUAUUCUACACAUUUGGAUCUUAAAGUGAUAUUAUGUUUACUUAAGAUUUUGUUUUUUUUGAAAUUCAGAUGUUAACAGAUUAUGUUUUAUUUUGAUGAAAUGAAAAGAAAAAGGGAUGACUUGAAAAUUUUAAUGAAAAUAGAAGGAAAUGGAUGUCUUUAAAACAAAAUGCUCUCUCCCUUUUCAUUAUGAGUUAUACAUAGCAUAAGUGAAGUGAUGAAAUUAAGGGAUCUUGCAAUUUCAUAGUUACAUGUGUAUACAAAAACUUACAAGUUAAACUUCGUUUGCUCGAACUUGACGGGACAGGCAAAAUUCAUUGGACUUAUAAGUCAAACAAUGAACAUUGUACAAGGAUUAUGCUGAGACCUGACGAUGAGUUCGAGCAAAGGGCGGAGCUGGAAUUACCCGAGUUCAAGCAAACAAAAUUUUACUGUAGUUUAUCUGUAUACAAAAUAUACAUCAUCUAAUGUAUUUCCAAUAAAUCGAAUUCAGUUGCUUGCAGUACACUUACUACAUCUGGGUUAGAUUUUAGAAGUACAUUUUGGACGUGUUUGUCAAAAUUUUGCGUGAUUUGUAAUGUUUGAAUUUUGACAAUUCUGAAGCUUACUGAAAUAAAUUUAUUUAGAUGAGCUUAGAGUUUAAUAUGGAUUUGACAGUUGUUGCCAUACAGCAAUGGAAGUUUGUGUUAAACAAAUAUUCUGGUAAGCAUUUCUUUCUUUUGUAAAACUAUGAUCUUGAAUAUGCAUUAUCCAUUUUAUUGGACAUUUACAAAAAUUAUGGGUUGAAAGCUAAAUUGUUGUUGUAAAGUUUUUUUUUUUAUUUCAUACAAUUUACAACAUUUUGUGCAUUUUACUACUUUGUACUGUAAAAUCAGUUAUUUUUCGUGUGACUUAAAUUUCACAGAUUUUGAGAGAAAGUUCCGUUAUGCGAGGUAUCUUCAUUUUCGCUGUGAAAUUGUACUAUAAUAAAAGUAUUAAAACAUGAGUUUUCCUAAAAUACCGUAUUUACCAUUCUUUUAGGUGGUCCUUCUGUAAGACAGGUUGCUUUAAUUACCUCAAAAAAGGCAUUGUUUUGCAAGAUCCACUUUUUAGACGAGGCAACACCUAAGGACUAAUUUUUUUGAAAAAAAAAAUCUUGUACUGUAUAUUUUCGCUUAUAAGACGCAUUAUCGGGAGUCAUAUUUCCAGUUCAAAGAGUAGGGAGCAUCUUAUAAGUGUGUAAUACAAGGAAGUUAAAAGAAAAAGAAACCCCAGAUAGCAUGUCCAAUGUCUGGAUGCGUCUUAUAAGCGAGUGUGUCUUAUAAGUGAAGAUAUAAGGUAUUACAUGGGAAACACCUCAUCUGAACAGGCAAGUAAAUAUGGUAAACGAAAAGCUUAACUAACAAAAAAAUAAUCCCUUACGAAUAUAGCUGAUUUUACAGUAUUGUUCGAAUCAGUUUCAGAUGAGUGUCAUCUCAGGGCAGGUUAAUGGCAGGACGUAGAAUUUAAGCAUUACAUGAUUUCCUGUUUACACUGUUAAAUGAAUCAAUUUUGUUAGUAGCACUGAUAUAUCUGGCAGGAGAAUUUUAAAACAUACACAUAGUGCUCACAGUUGUCAUCUGGGCUGUAAGUAUCUACUCCAAAAGUACACCUAGACAACUAAAGUAUGUUAGUACAAAUUGAUUGAAAUCACACUGUGGUAGUUAAACAUGCUUUUCUCAUUGUAUAGAGGUAAACUGCAUUUUUUUUUUGCACAAGAAUUUAAAGAACUAAUAGUGUAAUAGUGAGGCUCAUGUUUCAUUUUGCACACACAAAACUGCACUGACAUAAAAAAAAAUAAAUGUUAGAAGUUUGUAGGUCUUUUAAAUGAAGCAGUAAAUUUUAUUUUUAAAAGUUAUCUCCUGGAUUAUACAAGAGAUCAAGCCUCAAGAUUUGAUGUGAAAAUAUCCAAAAAAAGAAGAAAAAGCUGAAACCUCCAGAUAUAAUAUUAAAAAAAAUCAAUUUAAAACAGCCAAAAACUUGUGUCUUAAUGUUUUCCUGCCAGACAUAACAAUACCACUUUCAGUAACUCUUCAUUAUUUGUGUACGUUAGAAAUAAAUUAUCUUGAUACUAUGUAACAGACUCUUUAACUAAAUUAACUGUAUACAAUGUCACAGACUUUUCAUUCAGUCAGUUACUGUAAUUCAUAUAAUGUCAUUUACAUUUCAGAUAUCCUUUGACCUAACUGACUUACAAUAAAUUUCUCUUGCCAAUGCUAUUUUUGAAGAAAUUUGAAGCAAAAAAACUACAACCCCAAAACAAUAACGUGUUCAUGUUUUUGUUUAUGAAGUGUUUAAUUAUUAAAGACCAAAAGUGUUGUUUUUUUUUUGUUGACAAGAUAUACUGUAAUAUUAAAUAUUUUAUUUAGGUUGCUGACUUGUAUACAUGUUCUGCCAUAACAAAGAAGUAAAAAAUUUUUUUAUAAAUUUACGUUGCUAAAAAUGUAUGUACUUGAAGUAAUUGGUGCCAGACAUUUGUUACUUUUCACAGCAAGAGUUCUGUUAUUGCUGCAGAAGAAUAAGACAGCACUUCACAAACAAUUACAUGAAGGUCAGAGGUGAAGGUCAAAGGAUAACAAUCAUUGUCAUUGCCUGUAAUAAAGGAAUACUCACAUAG
This is a messenger RNA of Mercenaria mercenaria, 14784 nucleotides long. RefSeq names its product protogenin B-like. The coding region runs from base 27 to 4271 and encodes 1414 amino acids. The record is from RefSeq and is a predicted model, not a curated record. Gene Ontology annotation, biological process: axon guidance; cell-cell adhesion. Gene Ontology annotation, cellular component: plasma membrane; axon. The transcript has 20 exons. Lineage: Eukaryota; Metazoa; Mollusca; Bivalvia; Venerida; Veneridae. Gene Ontology annotation, molecular function: protein binding.